Hyaena hyaena (striped hyena) is the source of this 1726-nucleotide messenger RNA. RefSeq names its product transmembrane protein 225B (gene TMEM225B). The transcript has 10 exons. Gene Ontology annotation, biological process: negative regulation of phosphatase activity. NCBI's taxonomy places the organism in Eukaryota, Metazoa, Chordata, Mammalia, Carnivora, Hyaenidae. The record is from RefSeq and is a predicted model, not a curated record. The coding region runs from base 691 to 1542 and encodes 283 amino acids.
GCCCUAGGUCCACUUGGGCGAUGAAAUGCAACUAGAGGUCUGUCCCAUCCUCCCUCAAUCCCUCCUUGGAGAAAGACGAACGCCAAAGGAGGCCCCAUCCCCACGCCUAUCCGAGCCCAGCUCCCAAGCGGCUCUGGAGAACCCACGAUCGAGAGGAGACCUCCGAGCUGCCUAGACGGGACCCGGAAGUGCGCGCCGUGGAGCCCGAGUUUCCAGUCCUGCCCAGGGGGCCGAAGUGGCCGCUGUUGCGGAGCGGUUGAGCUAUGACUGCCCAUCCGUUGUGUCGUGCUCUGAAGAAAUUUUAGGGGAAGUCUUGGCCUUGGAGCAGCACCAGAGAUUGGACCCAGCCCAUGGAGAAGCUGCCUGAGCAGAUGUCCCUGCAGUCCCUGUGCCCAUCCUCCGAAUAGGAGCCUCGAAAGAGCAAGGACGAGAAAACUGACAGGAAGAAGUAACUUACUCAAGGUCACCCUGCUGGUAAUGGCAGAACUGGAAUUCGAGUUCAGAUCUGCCUGGCUCGAGAUCACUUCCACCCUCACCUCGUUUGGCGCACGGGUGAGCGAGGUCCACACCGCAAACAGCCCCGGAGGUCAGGUACCCGGGGCCAAGUGCCAGAAAAUGUCACUGUGAGUUUGGGGCCAGGGAAGAGCCCAGGAGGCUUUUCAGCAGGAAGGAACCUCGGAGCAAACCCGGAUGAGUUUGCUGCCCAAGUUCCCACAAAUCACCGUUACCAAGAGCCUGCGAAUUCCUGUGCUUUCAUCCCUGAAUCGCCCCCAUUGGCCUAAGCUGGUCAUGGGGCAUCCAGUGAUGCUGACUUUGGAGGACAAGGACAUGAAGGGAUUCAUGUGGGCCGUAGCCCCAGCCUUGACCUCCCUGGGCUACCUGCUCAUACUGCUGGUCUCCAUCUUUCCCUUCUGGGUGCGGCUUGUAAAUGAGGAGUCCCACGAAGUGUUUUUCAGUGGCCUGUUUGAGAACUGCUUCCAUAUCAAAUGCUGGAAGCCUCGACCCUUAUCAGUGUACAUCAUUCUCGGCCGUAUUUUCCUGCUGUCCGCGGUUGUCCUGUCUUUCCUCACCACCUUCAUCCUGGUGUCCUUUGCAUCGCAGCUGUUGCCGAGGACCCGGAAGCACAAUUUGGUGUCAGCCUUCAUCAGCUUCCUCACAGGCUGGCCAAGGCCCUACCCUGGGAGGCUUCCAUCACAUGGAGGAGGUGGAACGCUCACAGUGGGAAAAUCAGGGGCCAGUGCCUUCCUGGCCUUGUUGCUGCAUGCCCUGGAGAUCCAGAAUCUGAGGAUGAAGCCCAGCCCCCUUGAGUUCUCAGUGCAGUGGCCUUACUACAUUCUGGGCUUUGCCAUCCUUCUGUUCAUAGUGGCUGGUGCCAUCUGCCUCUUUCAAGAAGCAACCAGCCUUCGCUGUCAUUUGUUGCCCAAUUCCCAGAGUAUCCAGGAGACCCAGGGGGUCAUACACCUGGAGAAUAUGGAGAGUCUGGGAGGAGACCUGAGCUCAAUACAAAAGGAGACACUGUUGAAGGAAGAAACAAUUAUCUAGUCCAGUAGAGUGUUCUCCACCAUCGGCAGCUGUGGGAGUGAGCAUAUGGAGGUGUGAGCAGCAGCCAGUUUCUGCUGCUUUGGGUGAGCUUCCUGAGUGUCAGAUCAACACUCCACUUCCGUACACUCACAGUGAUUCUGUCUUGCUUGUAUUUGCAAUUCACUAAAAAAGGUUUUUUUGAAUU